Molecule: messenger RNA, 1478 nt
Organism: Parathielavia appendiculata
Lineage: Eukaryota; Fungi; Ascomycota; Sordariomycetes; Sordariales; Chaetomiaceae
Exons: 3
Coding region: 239-1471 (410 amino acids)
Biological process (GO): regulation of DNA-templated transcription
Molecular function (GO): zinc ion binding; DNA-binding transcription factor activity, RNA polymerase II-specific
Source: RefSeq, a predicted model, not a curated record
CGACGCUGUCACCUGGGAUCGAACUGACUCUCCGCCAUAUCCAAUCCGGUCGGCUCCACCGGCCCGUGCUGUACGCCUUUGAGGCUACCUCCUGAUAUCUUCUGGGGUGUCGGCCGGCUGUGCCAUAGCAAUCUUAUUACGUGACAGUUGUUUCUCAACCGUCCCUCAGGAGUCGACUUGAACCCCUUAGCAUCAAGCCGUUUUGCAAUCUGCCUUGCCCUCUUCACAAGACGAGCCCAUGACAGACAUCAUGUCAUAUCAAUACCCUCCGCCGCCUCUGAACGGCGCCGACAUGGACAUUCCGCAAUCGGGCUACUUGCCUGGAUACUCUGCGUCUUCAGACUUGGACCCGGAUUCGAGCAUUCCGUCCAGAGAACGCCUGGAAUUGAAACGGUCAAUCUCGACGCCCAUGGUUGGGCCGUCGCAAUCCCAGGGGCUGCCACCCCAGCCAUCCACGCCGCAGCAGUCGAGCGCUACCGGUCAGGACUCAGCCGCCGAAAGGCGAAGAAACAAGUUGGGCUACCAUCGGACGUCGGUUGCAUGUGGCCACUGCCGUCGCCGCAAGAUUAGGUGUGUCCCAUCGCAGAACGAUGUUCAGGGGCGCUGCAUAAACUGCAUCCGCUUGAAAAAGGAAUGCAGCUUCUACCCCGUAGACCAACAGCCGCCUGUGGACACGCGACAGAAAUCGGGAUCGCGGUCCUCCGUCGGCCCGAAAGUUUCUUCUGCCUCUUCAUCGCCGGCCAUGCAGGCAGGACUUCCUUCCGAUGUUCACGGCCAGCAGCCGUAUCCUCAGCUGGCGAUGCCGCCCAUCCAAAUUAUGGCGCCACCAAUGAAAUCUUCGGGGAGCGACAGCUACUCCACUGAUUCCAAGAUACCUUCGAGCGCAUACGGGCAGCAUGGGGUGACUAAUUGGAUGUCGGCGGAUGCCAGCCCAAGCUCAUCCAAGCCUGGCGAUAUGAAUGCGUCUUGGAGGUCGUAUCCGGGUGAUUCUCCCAUCACGCCCGCCUUCUCCCCUUACACACCGCAUGCGCCUCAGCCGUCGGCCCCAUGGUCGACAUCCGUGGGCUCGGAGUCGUCCACGAGGGACGACAUCGCUUGGUCGCCCUACCCUGGGCCACCGCCGCGGUCCAUGUCCUUCGGCACCGAGAGCAUGGCCGGUCAUCAGCCGUACCCGCCGAUGUCGCAAGUUGGUGCUCAUUCAAGUCGCGAGUACGAUCGCAAAUCGAGCUCCGUGUCGGCCGAUAUGUAUCCGCCGCCCAUUGCAACCACCAUUCCGGGAAUCGAGACAGUCCCGGGCACCACCCUCGAUCAGAAUGUUUCGCUGUCCGCAGGAGCCGUUCCUCCGGCAAGUUACGCAUCUUGGCAGCAAUCGUACUCGUACUCAAAACCUAGCGAAAGCUACGGCGGAUGGUACGGAGAUGCGGCAGACCAGCAUUCGUCAGGACAUGGACAUUCGUACUAUGGGCGGUGACUGAAGG